AUGGCUCCCGUCGCAGUCGAGAACGUCCCCACCGCUCCCGCCGUCGAGUCGCUCAAGGCGCAGCUCGCCGCGACCUCGCUCGUUGACCUCCGCGCCUACCCGCACAUCGACAACACGCCGGGCAUCGGCACCGAGUUCCACGCCGGUGGGUUGCAGAUCGGCGAUGUCCUCGCGGACCCAGCCAAGAUCAAGGCGCUUGGCCGCCUCGUGUCGGAGCGCGGCGUCGUCUUCUUCCGCGACGCAGACAUCACCCCCGAGCAGCAGAAGGUGCUCGUGCAGGCGCUCGGCGAGGCCGGCGGCAAGCCCGCCUCCUCGGGCCUGCACGUCCACCCCCUCACCCUGCCCGGCCAGGUGGACGGGGAUGAGAUCAGCGUGAUUUCGAACAAGUUCGUCUUCGGCGAGAAGUUCAAGCGCGAGGACGGCGACAUACGCAACCGCCGCUGGGGCAAGGACCAGUGGCACUCGGACAUUACCUUUGAGAACGUGCCGUCUGACUACGCGUCCCUCGUGAUCCGCACGCUCCCCAAGGUCGGAGGCGACACGUUGUGGGCGUCGGCGUACGACGCAUACGACCGCCUCUCCGAGCCCCUCCAGCGCCUCCUUGAGGGCCUCACGGCGCAGCACAGCGGCGAGUCCUUCCUGCGCAUCAACGCCGUGUACGGCGGCAAGCCUGUGCGCGAGCCCCGCGGCUCGCCCGACAACGUCGGCCAGGACCUGCUUACGGUCCACCCUGUGAUCCGCACCAACCCUGUGACGGGGUGGAAGGGGCUGUUCGUCAACAAGGGCUUCACGAAGCGCAUUGUGGAGCUGACUGCGCCCGAGAGCGAUGCGCUCCUCGACUUCCUCUUCGACCACAUCAGUGCAAACCACGACAUCCAGGUGCGCUUCCGGUGGGAGAAGAACUCGCUCGCUAUCUGGGAUAACCGCUCCACCUUCCACGCGGCGACUGCCGACCUCGACGGCAUCCUUCGUGAGGGGACGCGCUCCGUCUCGCUCGGCGAGCGCCCAUACUACGACCCCAAGAGCAAGAGCCGCCGCGAGGACCUCGAGGCGCGCGAGAAGAGCGGCAACUAG
Messenger RNA from Cutaneotrichosporon oleaginosum, 1074 nucleotides. RefSeq lists its product as uncharacterized. Lineage: Eukaryota; Fungi; Basidiomycota; Tremellomycetes; Trichosporonales; Trichosporonaceae. Gene Ontology annotation, cellular component: cytoplasm. The record is from RefSeq and is a predicted model, not a curated record. Gene Ontology annotation, molecular function: 2-oxoglutarate-dependent dioxygenase activity.